AUGGCAUCCUCCACAGAUCCAAUUGAUCUCACCACGGAACGCAAUCUGGAACCCGCACUUCUCGAAGCCAUUGGAUCCGCGAAAGCCUCGACACUCCGACAGAUUCUCAUUGAAGUCUGCAUGAAGUCUGAAGUUGGUAGCAGCCUUGUUCGAGAAGCAAUGCUUGUUCCCGGACAUGUAGACACCGCCGCCAAUGCAUCAUCAACGACGAAGAAGAGGAAGCUGGAGAAACCAGUCGCACGUUUCGCGCAUUGCGUACAGUGCGAGAAAGAUUUCGACGUGCUGUUGAAUGAGAAGCAAGGGCAGGAACAAGCAUGUCAGAGACACGACGGAGAGUUGGAAUUGGACGAAGACGCGUUUCCAGAUGAUGAUGAUCUCAACGAUGGCCACGUUCUUGAUGUCGACACUGACUGGCGAGUGAAUGUCUUUCCACAGCAUUUCACAUGGUCCUGCUGUGAACAGAAGGGUCGGGAAGCGUUUGGGUGCGUGCGCAGUAGGCACUCCCGCUCGCAUACUGGUGAAGGUCAAGGUACAGUGUAUUACCGGGCCAAAUCGGGGGGAUACGAGACCGAAGAUCACAGAUACGAUGAUUGA
Mytilinidion resinicola is the source of this 594-nucleotide messenger RNA. RefSeq lists its product as uncharacterized. The coding region runs from base 1 to 594 and encodes 197 amino acids. The transcript has 2 exons. Lineage: Eukaryota; Fungi; Ascomycota; Dothideomycetes; Mytilinidiales; Mytilinidiaceae. The record is from RefSeq and is a predicted model, not a curated record.